UCUCAAUGAUCUCAACCGGAGAGUCAACAUCACCCUCGGCCCAGCCACAGAACAGCACAGCUAUAGCUCUCAACGCUCUCUUUGUUUGGCGGGAUGUAUGUGCAUACCAUACUGCUAAAUUGUCAAGAUGGCAGAUAGCGACAAUAUGAAGGGUUCAAAGCCCUCGUCUGCUCCACAGUCGCUUCCUCCGCGCCAUUAUCCCUUCUGGUUCGGCGGUUCUGCAUCGUGCAUGGCGACCGCAACGACGCAUCCCUUGGAUCUUUUGAAGGUAUAUCACCUCCUCGAGAUCUUUCUGUAGCCGAAGUGAAGAAGAUCAGCUCUAAACAAUGAUAUCCCCGUCAUAGGUCCGCCUCCAGACCCGAAAACCAGGAGACCCUGCUGGAAUGCUGAGGACUGCCUCUCAUAUCGUCAAGAAUAAUGGGGUCCUGGGUCUAUACAAUGGUCUCUCAGCCUCUCUCCUCCGCGCAAUAACAUACUCAACCACCCGGUUCGGAGUCUACGAGGAGCUUAAAUCACAUUUCACCUCCGCCGAAUCUUCCCCUUCCCUACUCACCCUUGUCCUCAUGGCUUCAGCCGCAGGCUUAGCAGGCGGGCUGGUCGGUAACCCUGCCGACGUCCUCAACGUCCGCAUGCAAUCCGACGCAGCCUUGCCCCCAGCCCAGAGAAGGAACUACAGACACGCCUUGCACGGAUUGAUGCAGAUGGUCCGUUCGGAGGGCCCGUCCAGUCUAUUCCGCGGCCUGUGGCCGAAUUCAGCCCGCGCAAUCCUUAUGAACGCUUCCCAGCUGUCCACGUACGAUACUUUCAAGGGAAUAUGCAUCAAGCACUUUGGUAUGUCGGAUAACAUCAACACGCACUUCACAGCUUCGCUCAUGGCCGGGUUCAUGGCGACGACGAUAUGCAGUCCCGUCGAUGUGAUAAAGACGAGGAUAAUGACGGCGAACCCUGCGGAGUCGAAGGGGCACGGCAUCGUCGGCCUGUUGAAGGAGGUGAUUAGGAAAGAAGGGUUUUCGUGGAUGUUCCGGGGCUGGACACCUAGUUUUAUCCGCCUGGCGCCGCAGACUAUCGCUACGUUCCUGUUUUUGGAAGAGCAUAAGAAAAUAUACCGAGCUUUGAACCCGCGUAUUGAGGAUUCUCUCAUCUAACGCCUGAACGAAAAAGGGGCAGAGAAAAAAGACAAGGAACAAAAAACCUACCAUACACGAGAUAUAUUCGUAAUCCUUGAUCAGGAAUUGGGUCAGGUUAUCUGGAUAAAAGGCAAUCCCUCGCUACGCCCUCCUUCCACAUUCGCACUUCCAGACAUAUAUCUCCCAUCUUCCAAUGCCAUAUCUCGAUGUUAACUUCUUCUACUUAAAAAACCUUGGAUUCUCCGACAAUGCGGAUCCCCCAGCGAUUAUGUUUCUCUAUUUAAGAAGCAAACACGAACCGCAAUCUAUUUAACCUUGUUCUUAAUUUUCCUCGCUCAUGAUAUCUCACAAACAGUCCAACUACUACUACCGCUUUCACAGCUAGAGCUACAGUAUUCUUUGUUUUCUACUUUCCUUUGGGCGAACCUAUAGACCUAUAGAGUCGGAUAGAGAUCGUGGCGUUUCAAAAAUAAUUGCUUCUUCUACUACAUUGAGGCCCUUUUGCCCUGUUUUUCUCUUUUACAUGUACAAUAGUAAUAAUGUAGAUCAACACCUUCCUUCCCCCUUCCCCUGCUCCUUUUGCAUAUAUAUAUAUAUGUCCACAGAAACAUUCACUGUCCCUUCGAAUAUAGUGUGUUUAGAUUCAUUUCUUAUUUUCCCAAUUGCGACCAUUGAAAAAUCCGGAUUCUAGGAAAAAGGGAUUAUGGAGAGAGAUGAAGGCUGUUUGACUAAUUACAUCGGAAACAGAAAUGUAGAAAAAAAGCAACAAAGCUAUAUGAACUACAGAUCCUAUCACAGCUCGCACUCAUUCUGCUUCCUUGACUCACGCCCUUCUUUUUGAGAGAGAAAAAUAAAAUUACAUGCAUGCCACUCCCACAAAAGUAAUUAUCAUGUCAAGGACGGGAGAAGAGGAAUGAACAAAGUUGAGAUAUAAGAAAUCAUAAGAACAAACACCCCAAAUUUCAACCUUCAAAAAACAUCAUGCCAAUCAAUACAGUGAAAGGUGCUGCUU
Blastomyces gilchristii SLH14081 is the source of this 2139-nucleotide messenger RNA. RefSeq names its product mitochondrial dicarboxylate carrier, variant. Gene Ontology annotation, biological process: phosphate ion transmembrane transport; mitochondrial transport; malate transmembrane transport. Gene Ontology annotation, cellular component: mitochondrial membrane. The transcript is spliced from 3 exons. Gene Ontology annotation, molecular function: antiporter activity; thiosulfate transmembrane transporter activity; oxaloacetate transmembrane transporter activity. The coding region runs from base 384 to 1145 and encodes 253 amino acids. NCBI's taxonomy places the organism in Eukaryota, Fungi, Ascomycota, Eurotiomycetes, Onygenales, Ajellomycetaceae. The record is from RefSeq and is a predicted model, not a curated record.